AAGUUUAAUCGCGAAUUAAUAUUGAGACUGACGCGUGAAGCGAAACCUAAUAAUUGGAAUAACGAUUUCGAAAAACGUAGUUUAAUCAUUUUUCCAACAAUGCUUAAAACGAGCUUCAAAACUAUAUUCGUAUUAAAAAUCUCAUUUUUUAUUUUUAAAGAUUCUUCCAGUGCGUUGAAAAUCAGCGGUCAGUGUGAGGAAGAAUGUUCUAACGUGUACGACCCCGUGUGCGGGCUGCUGGUCACCCCGAGGAAGGAAGUAGUCAAGAAGUUCCAUAACAAGUGCCAACUUAGGAAGAUACAAUGUGUUAUUAGUUCUAGUACUACAGAAUACCAUCUUAGCGAGGUAGACGGAACAGAAUGUGGUAUCCACCGCAGCCGGCGCGUCCACGACUUCAGCAUCACGGGCGCCCACCAGGCCUGCAACCACACCUGCCCCACCUACUGCCUCGACACGUACAAGCCCGUGUGCGCGCAGGUGUGGAAGACGGACAGCAGCCAGCUGUACCAGAACCAGUACACGUACAAGCCCAUGAUCAACCACUGCCACGCCGACCUGUUCUCCUGCGUGCUCAGAGUCAAUGUAACUCUACAGCCGUUCCUAAACAAAUGUUACUCCAACAUGCAACCUGUGCACUACAUACUAUCUGUCGCCACCCUAAGGACCAUGCAAUUCUUCAACAAAACAAUGCCAAGGAGGCCCAGGCCGCAAACACGAAGGAGUUCACUCAACUGGAUCGAAAAGAAGGACUUGAAAGAUUUACUUAAAAUGGCAGUGUGAGUCAGACUAAAAUAUGCUCCGAUCCAUUUCUCUGAUAGCAAUGUUACAUUCGUCUCCCAGACUAAGACAAUGUUGGUAACAAAAAAUAUUAUUUAUUGUGAUUAAAAAGGUAUUAUUUCCCAUAA
Aricia agestis (brown argus) is the source of this 905-nucleotide messenger RNA. RefSeq lists its product as uncharacterized. Bases 100 to 780 code for a protein of 226 amino acids. Lineage: Eukaryota; Metazoa; Arthropoda; Insecta; Lepidoptera; Lycaenidae. The record is from RefSeq and is a predicted model, not a curated record. The transcript is spliced from 5 exons.